UGCGGAAAGUAGAAAUACAAAGGAGGAAGAAGAUUCGUGGGAUUCAUGCGCAUCUCUCCCUCUCAUAUUCUCUUCUCCUUCCUUUUUUCUUGUCCAAGUGCCCGCUUUUCCACUCACCUUCCCAAUUCAACUCGUCCUCCCUGCUGUCCUCUCCUCCUCCUCAUAAACACUCAACCCCUCCCGCCUCCCUCCUUAACUCAGCACGCACAUCUUCUGGGUUCAAUAUUCUCUUUCCUUAACAGCCUUGAUAUCUCUGCUUCUAAGGACACUUGCAGACAAAUAAAGGGUAGUUUAAUUUCUGAUAGACCCAAGUACGUGUGCUCUCUGUAAUGAAUUCAUGUUCUGUUUUGAUGCAGAAAUUGAGAAGAAUAUUCAACUUAUCCUUUUGAUGCCAGCAAUCUUGCUGGCAAUCAUACUUAUGACAUUAUGAGUCACCAGAGUACAUUCAAUCCCAGUAAAACCCUAGAGGGUGUGCAUGGCAUCCAUGUUGUCCCUCAUUCUCCAUUUGCUUUGAAAGAGAUCAAUCAACAGGGGGACUUCCCCCAAUCAACCUGUGAAAGAUCAGGCAAUGGAUUGAAUCAGCUGCUGUUGAUGCAGAGAGUAUGGCAGCAAAGACCAGGAUGUUUGAGGCCUAUCCAGGGCUGUAUUCAUGGUGAUCAACAUCUUGCAGAAACAGUUGCUAAUGUGAUUACUUCUCUUCCUUUUAUUGCUCUCGGUAUCCAGGCUCCAAGGAAGAACUUGAAUACUAAGUUGUAUGCUAACUCAUUAAUUGGAGUUGGAGUUGCCUCAAGUUUGUAUCAUUCUUCAAGAGGAAAGCUGAGGAAGUAUUUGAGAUGGUUUGACUAUACAAUGAUAGCCACAGCGACAGUAUGUUUGUCAAGGGCCCUACGAAAUGAGAACCCAAAGUUUUUGAUGGCUGCAUCUGCAGCAUUAUUGCCUGUCCAGCCUCUGAUGGUCUCUGCUAUUCAUACAGGGAUGAUGGAGGUAGCAUUUGCAAAAAGGGCAUUAAAAGAUCCAGAUCUAAGGAUGGCACAUAAUUUGCAUAAGAUGUCAUCGUUGUUGGGGGGUGUUCUUUUCAUUGCUGAUGAUUGCUUUCCCAGUACUCCUUUCCUUCAUGCUGGCUGGCAUCUUGCUGCAGCCAUUGGUGUUGGCACCUGCAACAAGCUUCUUAAGUAGUGUAUAUAUCUCAGAUCACUUUCUUAUGAUUCAUUUAUCCUUUGGGCAGCAGCUUCUCCUCGAACACCAGGAUGGGUAUAAAUUUCAUGCCUUCCUUCAACCAGGUAAGGAGAGGAAGGGAUAGAUUUGCUCUUUUCAGUUAGCUUCUUGCAGCUCAACGGUCCAACUAUUGUUGGGUUUUUGUAAUUUCUUCCGGUCUGGUUUCAUUUAGCCAUUCCUAACAUCUAAAAAGAAAUGCAGUUGCCGUAUUUAUUCAGCUCAAGAGCUAUUUAUCUGAUACUCUAAUUAGAGACGUGUGGCGUUUUCAUUUUCUGUUUAUAUAUCACAAUCAGCAGUAUGAAAGAGAGAAUUGCUUCAUCUGCUUUAGAUCAAAUGUAGAACCCAGCUAUCAAUUUGCUAUUAUCUAUCAGUUAUAUUUUUCACUC
Populus euphratica (Euphrates poplar) is the source of this 1601-nucleotide messenger RNA. RefSeq lists its product as uncharacterized. NCBI's taxonomy places the organism in Eukaryota, Viridiplantae, Streptophyta, Magnoliopsida, Malpighiales, Salicaceae. The transcript has 7 exons. Bases 427 to 1176 code for a protein of 249 amino acids. The record is from RefSeq and is a predicted model, not a curated record.